AUGUCCCUAGUCCAAUACUCAGAUUCAGAAUCUGACUCAGACACCCAAACACCACCUUCCCCACCAGCCAAGCGAAUCCGCCCAAAUACCCAGCGCCAGCGCCGCAGUAAUCAAGGCUCAUCACUUCCCCCAUUACCAACAACCUUCUACGACCUCUACGCCACCAGCACUCGCGUCAGCGUCCAAGAUGACCCAAGCCUCCAUGGAGGGCGAAAACGGGUGAUCCCGCAUGUUGAAGGGAACUGGCCUACGCAUUUGUAUCUUGAGUGGUUCCCGAACAAGAGUGAGCUGGGGGUAUUAGAAAACCUCGUCCAAAAAUCCGAGAGUAAGCUAGGAGAUAAGCCCAGGGUCAUACAUAGCCUCCUGCGAAGUGACCUGGGUGCACAGCUCCCGCUACACAUAAGCUUAUCCAGGCCGGUUGUUCUGCGGACUGAACAGAGACAAUCUUUCAUCGAUGCAUGUCAGACUGCGGUUAGGGAUUCAAAUGUGUCACCGUUCGACAUCACGCCAGGGAGCCUGCAUUGGGUAUCCAACUACGAGAAAACGCGCUGGUUCCUUGUCUUACGUGCGCAGAAACCUGCGAACGAUGGAUUGAAUCGCCUACUCACGCUCUCCAAUCGCUCGCUUGCUUUAUUUGAUCAACCCCCUCUUUACGAAAAGACUGUCCAGACUGGUUCUGGUGGAGGACGGCGGAAGCAGACGAACGGCGCAGAUGAAGAUUAUUCGCAUUGUUUCCAUAUCUCUAUUGCGUGGAGUCUGAUUGAGCCUUCUCCGGACGACAACGAGCGAGUGGCGAGUAUUGAUUUACAGGAUUUGAACGGUCUCAGUGUUCGUUUUGAUUGUGUCAAGGCGAAGAUUGGGAAUAAUAUAUCUAGCAUACCGCUGCUGAGUGGGAUUGUUGAGCAGAAAGGAAUUGGGGGAUUGUGA
Aspergillus glaucus CBS 516.65 is the source of this 927-nucleotide messenger RNA. RefSeq names its product HVSL domain-containing protein. Gene Ontology annotation, cellular component: nucleus. The transcript is spliced from 3 exons. The record is from RefSeq and is a predicted model, not a curated record. The coding region runs from base 1 to 927 and encodes 308 amino acids. Lineage: Eukaryota; Fungi; Ascomycota; Eurotiomycetes; Eurotiales; Aspergillaceae. Gene Ontology annotation, biological process: U6 snRNA 3'-end processing. Gene Ontology annotation, molecular function: 3'-5'-RNA exonuclease activity.